UCUAUUAGUCCGGAAAAUCAUUGAGCUUCCGCUUCCUGUCAAGACAUCCGCUCAGCUACAUCACAUCAUAAUGCCAAAAUCAAAGGAAAGACUGUCCUCCACAUCUGGAAGUGACUCUGACAGUGAAGCAGAAACCAAGGCAAAAAGAAAGAAGUCCAGUGCACCAGAGAAACCAGCCAAGAAAGUAAAGAGUGGAGAGAGCUCCAAGCCAGGCGGCUCCUCCAAGGGCGGCAGUGAUGCUGGAGACAACAUGUUCCAGAUUGGAAAGAUGCGAUACGUCAGCGUCAGGGACUUCAAAGGGAAAGUCUUGAUUGACGUCAGAGAGUACUGGACAAACUCGGAUGGGGAGAUGAAGCCGGGGAAGAAAGGUAUCUCCCUGAAUCCUGAACAGUGGACCCAACUGAAGGACCAGAUUUCAGAAAUUGAUGAAGCCAUAAAGAGAUCAUAAGCAUUCCUUUUGAUGUUCUGUGUUAACUCAUUAUGUUAGUUUGCUAAGCGUUUUUGUAAAUAGCCUGUUGAUGUUUUCUAAUGGGCUAUAGUUUUGUAGAUCUAGUGGUGUCUGGUUUCUGUGUGUACUUGUUUUCAAAGCAGCUGAAGUAGAGGGUGGGUGGCUGGGUAGGUGUGUGAUCAAUACUGGUGGGUAGAGUCUAUGAGUACAGUGAUGUUUUUGUAUUGAAUAAAGAAAGGAGGCACUAGCUACAUGUGUAAGUUGCUGUUCAGUUUGAAUAUCAUGAACAUUUAAUCAUAAGAUUUUGUUUUCACUGACCUUUGUACUAUCUACCACACUAUCAGUGCUUAUAUUUCCAAAAGCCGAGUCCAGUCAUGGUGUCCCUGCAGCGGAUCAUGGUGGACCAUGGGUUAUGUUUUAAAAUAAAUGAUUGUGAUUAUACAACAAGG
Molecule: messenger RNA, 897 nt
Organism: Trematomus bernacchii (emerald rockcod)
Lineage: Eukaryota; Metazoa; Chordata; Actinopteri; Perciformes; Nototheniidae
Gene: sub1b
Product: SUB1 regulator of transcription b
Exons: 5
Coding region: 71-448 (125 amino acids)
Biological process (GO): positive regulation of transcription initiation by RNA polymerase II
Cellular component (GO): transcription regulator complex; nucleus
Molecular function (GO): transcription coactivator activity; DNA binding
Source: RefSeq, a predicted model, not a curated record